CUGAGAACCGAGGAGAGAGUGUGGCGUAUUGAACUUCUCCACCCCUCUUUUCUUUUCACUCCAACACACACACAAAAAGUGGAAGAAUAUUUCUUGUUUUUUCUGUGUGUGUGUGGCUUCUGCUUGUGUCUCGCAAUAUAUCCAGGUGUUUCGGGCCAAAAGAAGAAAAGAAAAACGAAAAGCUUUUCUAGUUGAAUAACCACAUCAGAACAAGAAAGGUACAACAACAACAACACAGAGAGGAUUACAAAGUGUUUGGGGUCGAAUCAAGAACUGGACGUUUUUGGUGUUGUUUCCCCUCCUCCAGUGUGUGUGUGUAAGAGAAGGGACUCGCCUUCAUCGAUCGGGUGAAUGUCAAACCCUGUGCUGCAGUGCCAAGGAACUCGUCGCUUUUCGUUUUCACUCUGUGCUGGCCUCCGUGCCAAUAUGUAACAAAAAUAGGAAGCAAAGGAUACUUAUCUUGCUGUCAUGAAGGUGUUGUGGUUGGUGCUGUUCUCCUUCGCUCUUGGUGCCAGUCUGGCUCUUGACCUCCACCUUGAGGGGGCAGAUGCUGGAUUCUUCUUCCAGCAGAGCCUGGGCUCUUCCCAGCAGCCUCUGCUGAAAUUCCCUGCACAUUCCUACUCGUCCAAUGCUUCUUCUUCACCUGCUGAUCCCCCGCCUCUGCUCAGGGAGAGGCUGGCCGUUCUUGGAUCUUCUGCUCAGCCUGGCAGGAUCUUGGUCACCUACGGUCCAUUUGAGGCCAAGCAGAGCCUCCCAACAAAGUACCUCACCCUGCCGUUGGAGAAUGCCACUGAGGGUGGGGAGCAGGCCACCCUCAUGGAUGUAACAGCCCAUGUGGUCAACACCGAGCUGAGGAGAGAGACUCCUGUGCUGAGAGUCCUCUUCCACAGUGGGAGGCACUUUCAUUCUCCUGGCCACAUAGUGGAAGACGAUCCAGACAGGGGGGCUGCUGCCAAUCCAUCUGCUGCUGCUGCUGCUGCUGGUGAAGAAUGGGAGGACGAGCCCAACGGCCGGCUGAUGGAAACUUGCAUCGCCUUGCGAGUUCACAACCCCAACGGUGGUGCCCCGUUGACGGGCACUUGCGCCCCGCAGGGACUGGACGGCGUUUGUCUGGCCUAUCUGACGCUACCCUUCGACUGGUGGGCGUCUUCUCCCAUUUCGCCCACAUUUCCAUCGCUCAACGCCGGCAUUUUGGGGCUCCAGCAGCACCCCACCGUCACGGCCAAGCCCAGUAAAGCCGUCCGCAACGUCGUCGAGCUCAGCUACGCCGUUUACGAGACCAAGGCCGGCCAGUGCGGACACUCUGAUCCGUCAACGUCCAACGUCGGCCGGGUAGGCCAUCAGAAAUCCCAGCAGCAGCAGCAGCAACAACGGGCUUCAUCUGCCAACAGUUUCCCACCGCCAUCGGCCGUUUUGAUCCAGCCGUCGAGACCCAUCGGCUCUGUCCGUCUCCUGCCCAACGUUUACGCUCCGAGAGAUUUGCUGGUCCACGAGGAAGUCAUUUCCCUGUCUCCGACUCUCCGUUUCAUCGCCUCGGCCGCCCCACUCUACCCACACUCGUACUUUUACGUCACGGUCCUGCUGGACUCGACCACGGCCAAAGAAGAGCCCUACGCCGUCAUUGUCAGGGCCAAAGUGAAGAACGGCCUGAAAAUCAUUUCGACCCAGACGACGAAUCCCGCAUGGUCGCUGAGUUUCGAUGUCAAUGGCAAACACAUUGCCGCCGCUGUCUCGGCCGUCCGCAACUUUUCCGUCUCGACCCAACCUCAUCAGCCAAGUCAGGAACUGUUUACAUGGCUUCUGGCCGUCAACGUCGACCAUCACCGCGAUAGCUCCGAACUGGGCGACGGCGUCCGGGCCCUUUGGAGUUGGACCAUACGGACGCACUCGGCCUCGCCGCCUCUGCCCUCCUCCAUCUCCGGCCAUCACCACCACACCAACAACAACAACAAAGAAGGCCAGCUGGACGAAGUCAAGGGCAAACUCACCAGCCGAUUCGAAGUGCUGAAAGACGAGGUCCAGUCCGUCUUUCCCAUCAUCAAGCGCCGGGAUUUGGUCAACACGGCCAUUUUGACUUCACGGCAAGUCUCGGAGCCGCUCCGUAUCUUUAUGGUGACGCAGGCCGGUAAAGUGGCCGACGUGACUUUACAGGCGACGUGCUCUUCCGCCGACGAAAGUGUCCUCAAGGUGUCGUCGUCAUGCACGUCCGUCUACCUGGACGGAUCGGAGGUUCGCGGCUCGACCAACGCCACCCUGGUGGCCCGUUAUGGUAAUGUGGAAAGCACUAGCUCGUUGACGGUCUGGGUGCCUGAAAUGCCGCUGGACAUUCAAUUGGACGAUGUCAAACUCAAUCAAAUCAGCGGAUGGAAAGUCAUGGCGGCCAGUGCCGCCAACGGCGGAUCCGCCAACCAGUGCCGAUUGCGCUAUCAACAAUCUUCCUUCGAGGUUUUCGCCCGUUUCUACGCCGAGGAUCACGAUUCCGGACGCGUUUCCUAUCUGAUAUCGCGCAAAACGUAUCUGCUCAUCACGGAUUUGGUGCGCAAAGUGAUGCGCGUGGCCGAUCCUCGAGUGGCCUCGCUCAAGAUGACGAGCGGCUUCAUCGAGGGACUCAAGCCGGGCAAAACGGAGGUCCAGGUCCUGUCGCCCAUGUCGGGCCACGUGAUCGCCGCCCGGGAGCUGCGCGUCCUGGCCGACAAGGUGGACGUGUCGAGCCUGUCGGUGCGGCUCAUCGCCGGCCUCUCGCUGAGCCUGUCGCCCGAUCCCGACCUGGACUCUUGUUUCGUGGCCCAAGUGGAGGCCAGCGACCGUCUGCACUCGCGUUACCAGGAGGCCAUUUUGGAUCUGACGGUGCACUUUAGCGACGGGAGCGCCUCGCCGCUGCGGUUGACUGACCGCUCCCAUUAUAACUUGGUGGUCGAAUCUCACAACACGUCCAUUUUGGCGCUGACGUCACCUGCCCGCGCCAACAUUCCCAGGGUCUUGGCUCUGGGCGAGGGACGCGCCACUCUGUCGGUGACUUUCUCGUCGGCUUGCACGACCACCACCGCCAGCCAAAUAGGCGGCGACGGAAUAGGCGAUGCAAGUCAUUCUCAUCGCCAAGGACCCGCCCAUCCGUUAGCGACGACAAUGGCCGUGAUUCAACUAGCGCUGACGGGGCAUCCAGCCACCAGCGUCCAGAAUGACGCACGGACCGAAUCCAGCGGUCAGCUUUACACGUUACCUCAAGGUGGUCAUGGCAACGGCAAUCAAAUCAUUGGCGAUUCAAGACGAAACGGAGGAGGCGGAGGAGGGAAAAUGGCCUCAGCAUCAGCAGCGGCAUCGGCGGCAACCGGCCGCUUAGCUCAACCCAAUCAAGGCCAACUGACAUUUUCCAAGCCGGGAUCGAUCGAAUUCGGUGUCAAUGAGAAUCAACUGUCGCUAAAGGACGACAGUAACGCGGUGAUGAUGUCCAACGCCGGACGGGAGUUGCAUCAGCAUCCGGCCUAUCCGUCGCACUACCCUGGCGGGUUCGGCAGUUUCUCAUCGUCGAGCUUCCAGCACAUGGGCCCGCUGGAGAUUGGCAUGUACGUCCUAUUAGCCAUUUUCUGCGCCGCCAUUGUCGUUUUUGUCGGGACGUGUAUCGUUUACGCUUCGAGGGCUCGCAAAGGUCUGAUCCCGACGGACGACAGCGACCAGCAGCACAUCGAUCGCCAAGCGCCGACGACGACGACGAUCGAUCCGUGGCCGUCCCUCUGGAACCGACUCAAGAAGAUGAACCCCAAAGGGGGCGGAGGAGGUAGUGACGAGCAGAGAGGCCGAGGAAUUGCUGGAGAGGAAAAUGAAGACGAGGAAGAAGGGACGGACAAGGGAUGGAUUUGGCUCGGCCGCUCGACACUGGACCCUGAAGUCCCCCGGCGACAGACGAGGCCAUUAUCGACGACGGGAGCCGGAGCAAGACCCGUUUCGUCCAACGCGACGGGCGCCGAUGUCAGCGCCAAUCGAUUGAGCGGCAUCUCCUACACUGGAUCGGAGGUGAGCGUCCGGAUUGUUGGCAGACCCAGCGGUCAAGAUGGAGGCCGGCUCUCUUAUAAAGCCCAGCUUUGCUUUGAGCCGUUAAAAGACGCGGCCGAUGAUGAUGACGACGAUAUCGAUCACGACUCUCAUCAUCCAAACAGCUGGCCUGGCUCGGUCGAUUCAAAGACUUUCACCAAGGCCAGCAAUUCGAGUCAACAACAACAGGAGCUGCUACAUCAUCAUCCUGGGGCACUGCGGAUCAUCACUAAUCAGCUGGCCGCUGCCGAGGAGCCGCUCCUGUUAUCCGACGUUGUCCGUCGGCCAAGCAACAAUCGACGGGCGGCCAGACGCGCCAGCGAACAAGACACUCGACGCUACGCCCGCUCCUGGCUCAUGGCCGGCGAGGCCGUUCCUCGCGAUUUCAAUUCGAAUCCAUCCAUCCUCAUGGAUUCCUCCGAUGCGGAAGAAGAAGAUGAGGAAGAAGAAAUUCAGGAUCUCGGCUGUCACGUCCCCGACGCUUUUCCCAACACCAAAAAGAAUUUGAAAUUGGAUCUGAGUGGCAUCGACAAGAAGACGGACAGCGAGUACAACGUGGCCACGUUCCUGCGUCACGGAAGCCCGGAUAUCAAACAAGCCAACAUCAUUGAGAAUCCGCGCUUCUCCCCCACGGCGGUGUCGACAUCCGUCGAGGUCGAGGACGACGCCGAACACUCGGCCGUCGGCGGCGAAUCCGUAGAAUCUCAUCCGUCGGCCGCAUCCGCACUGGACGUCGACUACGACCGGAUCAUCUCUUAUUUGGGAAUACUCAAAGAAACGAGCACUUGAAUUUUUUUUUAAAACAAAAUUGAAUUUUGUUGAAUGAAAAUAAACAACAACGGAAAUCUCUUCGUCCUCCCACUGGCAGAGUUCAACAGACUAACAACGCGUGUCGUGUUACGUGCGUGAGUAGGAAAUCACGCUUAACGGCUAUCGUUUCGUGACGGAGAAAGAGAAAAGAAUCAUUUGAAAACCACAAAAAAAUGAAAUAAUUUGGAAUUUGAAUUUCGGGAGGGGGAAAACAAAGUUUCUAGUCAAACAUGUAAAACUUCUCUUUUCUGUUUUUUUGUUUUUUUGAAAUUACGCGCCAUUUUUAUCUACCCUCACGCCUGUGUACCACCACUACCAAUGUAUUUGUAACCCUCUCUCAAACAAAAGCAGCUAUAGCCUGAAAUCUUUUUUUUUUUUUUUCUAGUUUUUGGUUUUUCUUCUUAUGUAACGAUGGAUAAUUCCUACACACACAAUGCACGCUGGUCCAUCCCUUUUAUACAUAAAUAUUUCCCCCCCCCCAAUGCAUUUCUUUCUCCCUUUUUGUUCUGAGAUUAAAAAAACCUUUGUAAUACGUUGUGUGCUAUUAUUAACUCCUCCUCCAUACGAUGCUUCUUAUCGCCCCACCCACCAGAAAAAAAAUUGUUGUUUUUUUUUUAUUAUUAUGGAUUAUUAUUGAGAAAUUCGAAUCGAUAUCAAAGUAAGGGAGGAAUAUUAUUAUUCUUCCCUGUUUUUUUCGUUUUGUUUUUUAAUUUUUGUUUUCUUUCGAAUUUUCCCAAUAUUUCUCGGGCUUCUCCUCAUUGAGCCGUUUCAAAGAUCGCGCGUGUUUUGUUUUUUUUGUGUGUGAUGUGUGUAUAACAAAUUGUCAAUUUUUAGCACCACUCUGCGCCCCCGUUUAGCAUCUCGAAACAACAACAACUAAAAAAACAACAACAAAUAACGUGUGUCUGAUUGUUUGUUUGUAUGUGUGUAUUAUUAUCCAACCAAAACCAGAAAAAUUCCUCGAUCGAACAAGUUAUGUUUAGUUAGUAAUUACACCGCCCACCUUUUCCCACGUAAUCCUUCAAACAAAACAUCAACAACAACAAUAUGGGAAGGGGGAAACGGAAAUUAUGUAUUCAUUCGCUGUUGCUUUCGUAUAUAUUUAUCACACCCAACAAAUAAUCAACUGACGGAUUGAAUUUUAAGUUUUUUGUCAAAAAAAAAAAAACCUGUGCACAUUAUAUUGACAUUUCCUCUUCUUUUUUUAAAAAAUAAUUUUGUCCUCCACUAUAUCUCCCGCGCGCCAUUCGGUCGAACACUCAAUACACGCAUAUUUGCCAAUCGA
Molecule: messenger RNA, 6124 nt
Organism: Daphnia pulicaria
Lineage: Eukaryota; Metazoa; Arthropoda; Branchiopoda; Diplostraca; Daphniidae
Gene: dtn
Product: transmembrane protein 132C-like
Exons: 7
Coding region: 469-4818 (1449 amino acids)
Source: RefSeq, a predicted model, not a curated record